GCCGUGUCCAUGCCCGUGGGGCCGCCGAGCCCGGCUGCGGAGCCCCCCUCGCCGUGGAGCCGGCCGGGGCUGCGCGCUCCCGAAAUAUGAGCAGCCGCCCCCCGGGAGGAGCCGGCUCGGGCGUGUGCUUCGGCCCGCGGGAGCCCGACAAGCCCUUCGCGGACUCGGAGCGGGCGCAGAAAUGGCGCCUGUCGCUGGCCUCGCUGCUCUUCUUCACCGUGCUGCUCUCCGACCACCUGUGGCUCUGCGUUGAGGCCAGGCAGGUCGCGGCCGGGCGCCACCGGGACCCAGAGCGGGCGGGAGCGGGCAGGGAGGACGGCAUGGACGGCGCGGCGGAGGCGGAGGGCGGCGGCGGCGGCGGCCAGUGCUUCAGCCUGCUGGGCGACGCCGAGGCUGCGUGCCGCCGCCUGCAGCAGCCCGGAGCCUCGGCCCAGGCGGAGCUCUACCUUCCCUUUUGUAGUUCCUACACGCUGCGCGAGCUCUUCGCCGGGCUUUCCCGCCCGGACACUCUGAACUGCACUCUGGACCUAGGCGAGGGGGACGGGGACGAGGAGUUGGAUGGCGAAGGGCGCCGCAGGGAGGACGAGGAUUGGCUCGGCUCUUGUCGCCGCUGCGUCCUGGCUUACCAGAACUACGACCAGCAAGCGCAGGACCGCUACCGAGAGUUCGAGCUCGUGCUGCAAAAAUACUUGCAGGCGGAGGAGUACUCGGUGAAAUCCGGCCCGGAGGAUUGUAAGACUGUCUACAAAGCCUGGCUCUGUUCCCAGUAUUUUGAAGUCACACAGUCUCACUGCAACAACACAAUUCCUUGCAAGCAAUACUGUUUGGAGGUUCAGACAAGGUGUCCAUUUAUAUUACCAGACAACGAUGAUGUCAUCUAUGGAGGAUUAUCCAGUUUCAUCUGUACAGGGCUCUAUGACAACUAUCCAACCAAUGCAGAACCAGAAUGCUGUGAUGUCAGAUGGGGACUAUUAUCAGAUAACCAAUCCAAAGGGACUAUAAAAACAAGUGACUCGAUGUGUCACCGGACAUCACUCACAGUUUCAUCAGCAUCAAGACUGUGUAACAGCAGACUUAAACUAUGUGUUCUCGUACUAAUUCUCUUACAUACAGUACUAACAGUCUCAGCAGCACAGAACUCAACCGAACUGGGCUUUGGCGGCAUAACAACUUUGGAAGAUAAUUCAACCAAUGAGGAAUAAAAGAUCCAAUUCAUCUUCUCCUAUGGGCCUACAGCAGGCCCACAUGUACUGCAGUCAAACACAAGAGACUGGGUCCUUUUGCCCUCCAUUCAAUCCUCCAAAGGCCUUCUGGGUAAAACUCAGCAGAAGGGCCACAAUCCAAACAAGGACACAUCAAAUACAGCUUUUUAUUGACUAAAAGGCUGUCUGGUGACUUAAAUUUCUCACACCAUUUUAUACACUGUGUUUUAAUGUUUGGAGUUUCUUUCUUUUGUUUUUGCACUUGUUAAUACAGGAUUUUAUUUUUUGGACAGUUUCUCAGAGCUAAACUAAGUCUUUUCACUGUCUUAUCUAUUUCUAGUCAUUGUGUGUGUUCAUCCAAUAGUUCUGUCUUUUAUGUCUUGUCAGUUUCUAUUAGAGGAAAGAACUGCUGUGGUUCCAUGGCAUAACUAACUAAUGGAUUAAUUUUUAUUUUUAGAAAAAACAACAACAGUAACCUUGCCCCCUAAACGGGCCCUACUCCCCCACAAAAAAAAAAUGGUUCUCCUUCUCCUCUCCAGUGCCCCAAAGCCGAAAAUGCCCGCUUGCUUUUCCGUCUGUGUAAUCACAAUGAAUGGGCACACGAUUCAGAUGAGCCUCUGCCCAUGUUGCACAAGUCACCUGACUGGAACCCAAAGUGAGGAUGGGGAGGCAAAAGAGAAGUGCUCUCCUUCUAAGGUGGAAUCGGACAGUGAAAUUGUAACGUAACAAAACCUAUAACAAACUGUUGCUCCAAUUCCCAUUUUCAAAGAAGUCCAGUCCUUUCUCACUGGUCAGUUGAACAGGAGCAGCCUGGGACAGAAGACAGUGCAUGCAAAACCAUGUUUAGAGCUCAGCAAAGAUGACUAGAUGAGAGAGGCCUUCACAGUGGCGGUAGAAGUUUGGCAUUCAUUGUGAAUUACGGUUUUACUAAUUCCGCCGCAGUCAUGAGAGCAGCACGUGUCAGUAUAAUCUAUAGGAGCAAAGAGGUUCAGCAAAAAAACAAAGAUUUUCCUUUUCCCCUUUACCAGUUUCUGAUUAUCUCUCCACAAAUUCCCCCAGAAAACACAUAAUGUGUGGACAUCACACAUGAGUGCACACCCAACCUAGUUUAAAUAGCAACAUUUCUUGGAAAUCUCUGACCCCCAACCAGGGUUCCCAGAUGCCUGUAUACUGGUGUUUAAAGACACAGUUGUGUUUCGCCAACAUCACACAUUUGUUGUGGGAACAUUGGUAUAAGGUGUGUGUUUCCUGGAGCAAUCCAGUGUAUGAAACUGUCCGCAGUCUAUUAAAUAUGACAUGUUAAUGAAAUUCCCCUUAAAACUAAAGGCAGACGAGGACAUUGGGGGGGCGAAGGCAGAACUAAACAUUAGCACAGCUGAAAAAGAAAACAUAAUUUUGUUUUUUUAAAAAAUCAUGAUAAUAGAUAAACCAUUUCCAUGAGUGUGCAAUAAAAUUUAACACGUUGGGCUGAGUAGUCAAAGCGGGGCAGGGAGAUAGAAUAAUCCAGUUGUCUUUCCCCCCCCAUUUCUUUCUUUGUAGAAUCAUACCACCUGCUGAGUGUAUGAGAACUUGCUUUUUAAAAAGGCUUUUUAGAGUUUACACUAGAAUAAAUGGAAGGAAAAGUUAAUAAGGGCUGUUUUAAAAAAAACUUUUCAUUCCUUCCUGUUCUCUAACUACACUUGGAAAGUGCACUUUAGAGCUGUUUGCUGUGUAGCUGAGAGAUGAAGGAAAAAAAGAUAGGAAAUAUUCUCUUAGCAAACCAAUUAUCUACUUUCUAGCUAUGAAAAACUCCAUCCUUCCCUGGCCCUUUCAAGAAAACGUUUCUGUUCAUCACUGCGGUGUUGAUAAUGCAUUUUUAUUCAUGUUUUAUGGUUUGUGAAGUUCUGCAAAAAAUAUAUAUAGGUAUAUACAAAAACAAAAAACAAAAAAAAUCCCUACUGCUUUAGCAGGUUAAAAUAAUGCAUUUGUUUAAGAUGUAUAAGCUCAACUAUUUUGCAAGACUUCUUGUUUUGAUAGUGUUUUGCUAUGAACUGAGAAUGAGGAUCUUAAAAUGACCUGUGCAAAUACAAAAAAGCACGUAAAAUGCAGAAUUAUUCAGCUUCAGUUUCUUUCCUUACCCUUCUCCCCUCCUUACUGCGCAUGUGCACACACAGGUAUUCUACUUGGCAUUUAAAAAUGGUGCUUUUAUUUUCCCACCCCCCACCCCGGAAGAGCACAUCUCAUAUGAAUUAUACUCAUAACUCUACUGUGGAAAUACUUUGAAAAUUUAGGGGUGGGGUGGGGGUGGGGGGAGAGAAAGCUUUAACCGAUAGUAGAAUGUAAAUUUCAAAGAGCAUUUUGGUCUGUUGCGGAAAAAAAGUAAUGCAGCAAUAAGGGGACUGGGCUGCAGUACUUUAGGGAGUUUGCUAGAGUCGCGCGACUAAGAAAGCACAUAGGUGAGCUCUUGUUCAACUGACCUCUUCUCUUAAUCUUAAACGUAAAUGGUCAGUAAACAGUUUGUUAUAAACCUUGAUCUACCUCUGCUGUGCAAAGGCCAUUCAACAACAUCCAUUUCUGUGACAUUCAUUGCAUUAUCAUUUUGGUUCACCCAUGGACUAAGACACUCAUUUGUUCUAUUUUUUUUUAUUUUUUUUUGCACUGCCCCAAUACAGUAGCGAGUUCUCUUCGUCCCCCAUUUAAAGUGGCAUUUAAUGAAGAAGUGCUGGUUCUUCUCAAUGGGACCCUAUUCUGCCUCCUGCUGACCUAACUGCAGAGAAUACCAGAAAGGAACAUUUCUUCUUCUUUCUUGCCUUCCCUUCCCUUCUCUUCCUUUUUUUUUUUCCUUUUCCCUUUUUAAAAUGUGCUUUCAAGGGGAGAGGAAAAACACAGCUCUAACGCUCCCUGGCUUCAAGCGAUGACACCAGGAGGGAGAGAAAUACAGAGAGCUGAAGAAAAACAGUGGCAACGUUAUUCACAUGCAUAAAAAGAGAGAGAGAGCUAAACAAUGAAUAAAAUGAAAAAGGAAGCACAAACCAUUUUAAUUAAAGACGUAAUGAAACACUCCAAAUAGGUGCCUGCAGUCAACAUGGUCUUUGAAUUCUCUAUCACUAUUCCCCCCCCCAACACACUUUUCAGUCUAUUUUCUUCAUUUUUUAUUUUUAUUUUUAAGGAAUAUCACGUUCCCGGGUACACUGCUGCUGUGAUGUCACAUUAUCAUUUGAGCCAGGGUAUUUCUGCUCCAGCAGUGUGGUCUGUAUCAUUUCUUAGUGGCAGCUAGGAAAUCACACAUAGAUUUCCUAAUGGAAGUUCAGAGAACCGUUAAUCAUGUAUGAUGCAAAAAGCUCAUCCCAUCCAUUCCUCAUCCGUAAACAGUUUUCUUGGCACAAACCUGAGCAUGCUUGAUAUUGUGCACCUAUUACUUUUGCCCGAAUAAAUUUGCAUCUUGCCACUGUAACCGCCAUCUUGUUCCAUUUCUCCUUGUGCUGUAUGACUUGGACAUACAUGAUGAAGAACCGGCUUCAAGAUUAAUGAUGUUCAUGUGUUUUUAAAAGCAGAAAAAGAGAGGUAUCUAUUUCAGAGUCAUAUAGACCAGACUUCCCUGCCCUCCCCCCUCCACCGCAAUGUGUUCUAUCAUUUUAUUUUUUUUCUGAAACAGGGAAAAUUCCAGAGUUUGUGCAAUAUAUGAAUACUGCAAAGCCAAAUGUCAUAGAUCACAACCAGAGCUAUAUGUUAAUUCCUUAUUGCAUUUACAUUUGAGAAUACAUUAUAUUGACUUUUCCUUUCAUUAAAGAGAUAGAAUACUUUUUUUUUGCAAAUAAUAGGUAUUGAAGGCUGUCCUUCCGCACACCAAUGAAAAGUGGAAUAAAGGUUGAGACCCACAAGUGGUACAAGAGCACCGUCAACAUCAAAAGACUCUGCGGGAUAAUGGCGUUGGGCUGAAAAGUUUCCAAAAAAGUAUUGUCAUGCAUAGUUUCCUAAAAGCAUAGAACCACUGAAAGGUAACAGGAGCUGUCCAGUACAACAACACAUAGGAGGUAGCAAGUGUAACUGGCUAUAUUGUGUGAUAUAGUCCAAUGCAGUAGUUUGAGAAUAGCAAGACGACAAAACAGAGUCCUUUCUGGUUCCUGGUACUGUUUGCUUUUCACUACAUCCAGUCAAGGGAGUGAAAUGAGGGCAGGGGGCUCUCGAUCAGAAUUAGGGGCUCUCGACAUCACUUUCCAUGGGAUGGAAUAAAAAUAGAGAAAGACAGUGGGGACAAAACCCACUGAAGUUCCUUGCCUAUUUCAAAGGUUGCCAAGAACUGUUGAGAUAACAACACCUGGAUCCUUGAUUGUGUAAAGCACGUAGGGUAAGCUACUGAGUCUGACCACUGGCCCAUCUAGUUCAGUUCUGUUGACACUGACUGGCAGAAGCAGCUCUCCAGCCUUUCAGGCAAGGGACAUUCCCAGCCAUCCCUUGAGAUGCUGAGAAUGGAAACUGGGACCUUCUUGCAUGCAAAGCAGCUGGUAGUGAGCUACAGCCCCAGUAUAUGCCCUAGUAUACAUCGGUCGCAUUAUCCUGCAUAUACAUUAAAGUGCCAGACAGUUCCAUCAAAGCGGAACAUGCCUUCAAGGAUUUCACAGAAAUCACAGAGUUGGGAAGGGACCCUGAGGAUCGUGUAGUUCAACCGGCUGCAAUGCAGAAAGAUGCAGCUUUCACAUGCAGGGAUCGAACCUGCAACCAUGGUGUUAUCAGCACCACUCUCUAACCAACUGUGCUACCCAGGCAAUGCUGCAAUUGCAGGCCACCACCCAAAGUUCCUUGAACCAAAGAGGUCUUUGAACAGGAACACACAACUGGCAUGUUUCAAACCGAUGGGGCUUUCAGAUGCAAUUUGUGAUACGGGAGAACAUUAAAAAUGCAAGGCCUACUGGCUGGGUUAUAGUUUAAAAUGUAUUUUUAAAAUAAAAUGUUGCAAAGCUGAGUUGUCUUAGGCCAUUAGUGGCCUCUCCAUGAGUUGAUGAAAUGAA
Messenger RNA from Podarcis raffonei (Aeolian wall lizard), 6190 nucleotides. RefSeq names its product NALCN channel auxiliary factor 1 (gene NALF1). The transcript has 3 exons. Gene Ontology annotation, molecular function: stretch-activated, monoatomic cation-selective, calcium channel activity. Gene Ontology annotation, biological process: calcium ion import across plasma membrane. Lineage: Eukaryota; Metazoa; Chordata; Lepidosauria; Squamata; Lacertidae. Bases 87 to 1202 code for a protein of 371 amino acids. Gene Ontology annotation, cellular component: plasma membrane. The record is from RefSeq and is a predicted model, not a curated record.